Messenger RNA from Penicillium brasilianum, 1546 nucleotides. NCBI's taxonomy places the organism in Eukaryota, Fungi, Ascomycota, Eurotiomycetes, Eurotiales, Aspergillaceae. The record is from the annotation of a GenBank genome assembly.
UGUGCUGCGGGCAUUGUCUGCUAUAUCUUGUUGCUUUUGACCCCUCUCUCUUCCGGGGCUGGGUUUAUCUAUAAGAAUCUGGAGGUUCACCUUGCCGGAUUCCGUGCUUCUUUCUACACGAUCAAAAAGCACUUUGAUUCUUAUGAUUAUUAUAAUUCUCGAACCCUAAUAGGUAUUUGGACUUACUCGCUGUACCUGUUUAACGCCGUGCUCGGCAAACCAUUUUCCUCUCCCAACCGCCGCCUCUUGCUCCUGUUCCUGCACGGAACUGUCUGACCGUGUUUCAUCUUCUGCCACCUUUGGCGCUUGUUCCAAUCAGGUGCUUGCUGGGCCGCGAUCGCUACUAAGUGCUGGAUAUUUUUGUCUACAUACCCAGUGAAGAUCAUGUCGCGCUGUCCAAGGAACCCUCAGUCGAGAGAAGAAUUGCAGGGCUACUAUGAGUCCAUCGGCCCUAGCUGGACGGGUGUCGAAACACCUGCAUUCCAAGCCUCUUUCAUGGGGGUAGCACCAUCUCCUUAUUGCACAGAGCCUAUAGUCCCGCAUCCUGCCAUCCUCACGCCCAUCUCCCUUCCAGAUAGUUCAUUCCGUCCGAGCCCAGCACUCAGUCACCACUCCCAGGAGUAUCCGGCUCAAGAAUAUAGUUACAACAUAAACCCCGUCCAACCACAGGGUCUGGGUAUUACUGCACCAUUUUCCAAUGAUUAUCCACGGACAUCAGCCCCAGUCGCUAGCUAUGCCUACGCUCCAAAUGACCCGCCCUAUGCUAUGGGCUAUACUCCCAACAUGUCGCCCGCAGCUCCGGCACCUAAGCGGAUGACGCGAACUUCUUCGGAUAUGAGAACUCCAUCCCGCGACACCCGGACUCCUCUCAGCAUUAUGCCCGAUCCAGAAGGUGUCGAACGUCUGGAGCGCGAGCGUAGCCAAAGUACGCCAGCUUCAGCACCAAUAAUGCCGCCAAAGCCUCGUGCGCCAGGCCGUGGUCGCCGAGAUCCCAAAGCGGAAGAAGAAGAUGCUUUCGUUGAAGACUUGCGCGAGCAGAAUAUGGCAUGGAAGAGAGUGCGUGAAAUGUUCUGUGAGCGGUUCAACAAGGAUGUCACCGAGGCUCGACUGCAAAUGCGGUUGACUCGUCGGCGCAAGGAACGAGUUGCGCGCUGGGAAGAGCAUGAUGUUCAACUGCUCCUCUCCGCUUCCGAUAUGUGGGAGAUCGAGAGGUACCAGUUCGUCGCUAAGAAGAUGAAAGAAUUGGGCUCCACCAAAGAAUACACGCCCGAACAAUGCAGAGCGCAACUACGAUACCUUGAAACCAUAAAACGUCAAGCACACUCCUGCAGCACAUCCCCUUCGCCAAUAUAUGAUGCAGCAGAAUCACCGACUAAUCCCCCUCCAACGUCACGAAAGCGAGCCCGUCAAGCACUGGAAGAUUGAAUUCAAAAGCAAGUGGAGAGUUUCUACUGUAACUUUUGCAUCUACACUUCUUUUUGGCGGGCGCUUUCCAUGGCAAAUACUUGCAUUUGCACAGAUUUUAUUACUUAUGAAUAGCACUGGC